Trematosphaeria pertusa is the source of this 1144-nucleotide messenger RNA. RefSeq lists its product as uncharacterized. Bases 136 to 906 code for a protein of 256 amino acids. NCBI's taxonomy places the organism in Eukaryota, Fungi, Ascomycota, Dothideomycetes, Pleosporales, Trematosphaeriaceae. The record is from RefSeq and is a predicted model, not a curated record. The transcript has 2 exons.
CUCCGGGAAUUCGUGAUGCAACAUCAUCUCAUCCAUCAGCUAUCGAACAAUAAUAGUCAAAGAAUAAUCGAGCCUCCUCACCGUCCGGUUCGGUUCGAUUACAAUUGCUUGAUUGAUUGAUUGAGAAAAGAAAGCAUGGCUUCGUUUGUACAGAACAUCCUAUGGAACUCGGUCGAAGGCUUCGUGGAGGCAGGGAAGAGAACCGCGGGCGGAUAUGCAGGCGAUGCUUUGAUCAAGGCGGGCGAUUUGGUUGAGAAUUCAGGGCGGAAUAUCGGAGAUGGCCUCGAACGCCGCGCCUCAAACUACAGCACCGCCAUCUCAGGCCAAACCUACCAACCCUCAGCGAAAGCACUCCCUUCCACCGCGCGCAAACCAUCAGCAGUCAAGCGCUCGAACUCGAGUCCAGCGAGCACGAAGGCCGUAGGACCGAGCAGCAGAACGCCGCUUGGCGCGAACAAGUACCCCGGCGGGAAACAAGUCGGAAGCGCCGCGAAGAAGCAGAUCACAUCGGGAGCCACGGGCGCGAAGAGCGCAGUAGGCGGCGGUGCGAAAUCCGCAGCAGCAACAGCAAAGAGCAGCCUGCCAAAAGCAUACCCCAACAACGUACCGUACGGCACCAAAAUCACUCCUACUUCAUCCAGCUCCAGUUCCUACAAACCAUUAUACGGCGGCGGGGGCAACUCAGGCCCCUCUGCGCCUGAGAAGAAAACGGCUGUUAAGCCAGGCCAGCCGAAGCCGUUUAAUGCUGGCGGGCAGAAAGACGAGAAGAAACAGACGACGUAUCCGGGGACGAAUACGCUGCCGGGGCAGGGAGGGAAGGCGCCGGUCACGGCGAAGAAGUAUAAGCCGAUGGAGAGGAUGGCGCCUCCGGCGGAGAGGGGGAAGAUGCAGCAUAUUGCUGUCUGAGCGGGGCGGAGUGGAAAACGGGGGUGAGGUGAGGUAGUUGGGAGAAGUUGGGAGUGCUGGAUGCAUGGCGUUUUAGGGAGGCGGGUUCGCAUAAUCGGUCCGUAUGCACAGUACAUUAAAAGUAUGAGAUGCUGAAAGUUCAUGGGGUUUCGGAGAUAUGUGCAGCAUUAUCCAUCUGCUUAGGGCGCAAUAGAACAAUUCUUCGCAAUGAGAAAGAGUAGCACUCAGCUCAGCGCUG